Messenger RNA from Ipomoea nil (Japanese morning glory), 2145 nucleotides. RefSeq names its product zinc finger BED domain-containing protein RICESLEEPER 2-like. The record is from RefSeq and is a predicted model, not a curated record. NCBI's taxonomy places the organism in Eukaryota, Viridiplantae, Streptophyta, Magnoliopsida, Solanales, Convolvulaceae. The coding region runs from base 1 to 2145 and encodes 714 amino acids. Gene Ontology annotation, molecular function: DNA binding; protein dimerization activity. The transcript has 5 exons.
AUGGACAAUAUCAGUAUACCUAGUUCUGGUUGUGAACCUCCCAAUUCUUCUGCUCAAGGAGCAACAGCAGUGGAAGCCCAAACUGUUGACACAAUUACUCAACAGACUAUGCUCCCUACUGCUGCAGUUCCUGCAAGGAAAAGGAAAGUGGUUGAAUCCAGAUCAAGAGUUUGGGAUCAUUUUCAAAAGAUUACUGAUAGUAAUAAUGUUACUAUAGAAGCAAAGUGUAUCUACUGUGCAAAAUUGUAUCAAUGUCAAUCAAAAAAACAUGGUACUACAUCUUUAAGGAACCACAUGGUUAGCUGUAUGAAAAACCCUCACUCUAAAGAUACUAGGCAGUCCCUUCUGACAUUUCAAGCUGUUGCUACUAGUGAUGCAUCUGAACCAACUGUGGGAGAGUUGGGGACUUGGGUAUUUAAUCAGGAAACCAUUAGGAGAGCCUUGGUAGAAAUGAUUAUCAUAGAUGAACUUCCCUUUAUAUUUGUUGAGGGGCAAGGGUUUAGGAGAUUCAUUGCAGUGGCUUGUCCUAGGUUUAAAAUUCCAUCUAGGUGGACAAUCAGUAGGGAUAUCAAUGUUAUUUAUGAAGAAGAAAAAUUGAACUUGAAGUGCUUGUUUAGGGGAAACACUCAAAGAGUCAGUAUUACAACUGACUCUUGGACAUCUAUUCAGAGGAUAAACUACAUGGUUGUAACUGCACAUUUCAUAGAUGAGGAGUGGAAGCUACAUAAAAAAAUUAUCUCUUUUGUCCUUGUUACAUCACAUAAGGGUGAGUAUAUUGCAAAAGCACUUGAAAGUUGUUUGAUAGAGUGGGGGCUUAGGAAUGUGUUUACUGUGACAGUAGAUAAUGCUUCAUCAAAUGAUGUUGCACUUGGUUUUUUAAAAAGGAAAGUGUUGUCUUGGGGAUCAUCUAGUGUGAAGAGUAAGUAUCUUCACAUGAGAUGCAUUGCUCAUAUUCUGAACUUUGUGGUACAAGAUGGUUUAAAACAAUGUGAUAUUGUUGUUAAGAGGGUUAGAGAGGUUGUUAGAUAUGUCAGAAGUUCUCCUUCAAGGUUGAAGAAGUUUAGGGAUUUGGCAGAGUAUAGUGGAAUUGAGCAAAAAACAUCCUUGUGUCUUGAUGUGCCAACAAGGUGGAAUUCCACAUAUUUGAUGUUACAGUCUGCUUUGAUCUACCAGAAAGUAUUUGAUGACUAUGAAUACAGUGAUAACUCUUUCAAAUCUUAUAUGGGUGAUUCUAUUCCUACUUCUCUGGAUUGGGAGUCUGUGAACAACUUGGUUAAGCUGUUGAAAUGUUUCUAUGAGAUGACUAUCAGAAUUUCAGGGUCCCCAUAUGUGACAGCUAACACAUUUUUCUCUGAAAUAUCUUAUCUGUAUUGUAUCUUGAAUGAAAUGGUGGAAGCUGAUGGGGCUGUGAAACUAAUGGGGGCUAACAUGAAAGCAAAAUUUGAAAAAUAUUGGGGUGAUAUUGACAAAAUGAAUUAUAUGAUUUUCUUUGCAAACAUUUUAGACCCCAAGGACAACUCAUCUGUUGUCCCAGCUACUGGUUCUGGUUCUGUAGCAUCUGUUAAUCCUGUUGUUGAGUUUGUUUCUGCCCCUGUUGGGAGGCCACAACAUCUAUUGAAGGCCCAAAUUAAGAAACAAAGAAUGGAAACUGGUGAGAGGAAAAAAACUGAGUUGGAAUAUUAUUUGAGUGAUGCAAUAACUGAAGAUGAAGGUUCAUUUGAUAUACUGAGAUGGUGGAAGGUCAAUUCUGCAAGGUUUCCUAUCCUUUCUAAGAUUUCUAGGGAUAUCUUAGCUAUUCCUAUCUCAACUGUUGCCUCAGAAUCUGCCUUUAGUACAUCUGGGAGGGUUUUAGAUCCUUUUAGGAGUUCUUUAACUCCUAAAAUUGUGGAAGCCUUGGUAUGUACCCAGGAUUGGCUUAGGCUGCCAAAUACCCCCAUUUCAAUUGAAGAAAAUAUAGAAGAAUUAGAAAGAUUUGAGAAAGAAUUUAGUGUUGAUGGUGGAAGUGCGUCUGGUGGGAGGACUUGUGGAACUACACUUCCAAGUAUUCAUGCAAUGAAACUUGGUGACUUUAAGUUGCUUCCCUUGAUGAAUUUGAAGCAAUUUGCCCUUAAUCCAUACAUUGAUAUGGACAAAUAUGCUUACUGA